AUGGCACAAAAAACUGAUUUCCUUGAAAGUAACGAUACCUCCUCCAAUAAUAACUCACAGUUUGAGAUUACAUUAAUUCUCACAACAGCCUCUGAAACGCAAGAUUUCGUUUGGAAUUCUAUUCUUGGUGACGAUGAAGAUAUCGAACGUCGUGUUAUUUAUUCGGAACCAGAGCCAAUUGUAAAAGAUUGUCAGCAUGACGUGACGAUGGGAUAUGGAUUUGAAAAGUCACAUUUCUCUGUUGAUUCUUUUUCGAGUGACGAAGAAAACAACGACGAUAAUUAUUUUAAUGACAGUAAUAUGAAUACGAGAAAAGAAAAAGAUUAUGUGAUCGAUACAAUUUACUAUGUGGACACAUUGUUGACUGAUUAUUAUGACUCGGAUGAAGAGUCAGAAACGUCAACGUUGUUUAAUGAAGAACCAAUGGUUAGUCGACAAACGUCACUUUCAGCUGUUGUUAUGACUUUGGUUGAUAAAAUAUAA
This is a messenger RNA of Ambispora gerdemannii, 483 nucleotides long. The record is from the annotation of a GenBank genome assembly. NCBI's taxonomy places the organism in Eukaryota, Fungi, Glomeromycota, Glomeromycetes, Archaeosporales, Ambisporaceae.